This is a messenger RNA of Schistosoma rodhaini, 910 nucleotides long. NCBI's taxonomy places the organism in Eukaryota, Metazoa, Platyhelminthes, Trematoda, Strigeidida, Schistosomatidae. The record is from the annotation of a GenBank genome assembly.
UAUUGAUGAUUGUCAUUUAAUGUUUGGUUAAAAAAAACAAAUCACUUCACACUUUAUGAUUAUGAUGAUGAUAAGGUUAAAUGUAUUUCAUUACUUUGUAUUCCUUAUUGUAAAGCAAUAUGUAUUAGUCAAAUGUCAAAUGAUAACAAAGGAACAAUUAAAUUUCAUUGGAAUAUUACAUCAUAAACUUAAAGAUGAUCAUGAUGAUUCAAAAGGUUUUGAACAAUCUUCAUUGAAACAUAAAGAACAACUUAAACGGGAUAACACUUUACAACAAUAUGUGGAACGUAAUGUGAAACAGUGCGAUCCAAGUAUUACAUUACCAAACCAAUAUUUCAAUAAUACACCUAGUGCAAAUAUUUCUGAAAAUAGAGAUAUUAAAAGUAUAUUCAAAGUAUGGUCCGCCAAAUAUGAUCACUAUAAUUGCAUUGCUCAUGAUUGUUCAUCCUAUAAACAGUUAAUGGCAUAUAAUACUAGAAAUAUUGCUUGUUCAAUUGGUAAUUGUAAAAGGCAAACUAAUUCAAGCAAUAUUAUACUAUGUUACUAUUCACCAUUAGCAAAUGCGGACAAUCGACCAGAUGAAAUCUAUGAAAAUGAACCAAAUAAAAAUUUUUAUACCGUGACAACUGAAGUUCCUCCAGAAACUACUUCUUAUGUGCUCGAACAUGGACGAUGUGAAUGUAUUUGUUAGUUGGGAACUGGUCAACGAAGAAAGAAUGAAAUUUCAAAUAAAAUCACAAAUGUUCAAUGUAAAGACUCAAUUUGAUUUGUUUUAAUUUUACCACAAUAUACUGAAAUUUGAUUGCAGACUCAACACACACACACAUAAAUACAGAGUGUGUGUGAAAGAAAAGAUGGAAUGUAACGGCUAGAUUGCAUUAAGACUACCUAAUCUAUGUAAAUCGUGUCA